UUGCGUUGUACUGUACCUGUACACAUACUUGUACGAGAUCGAGAGGGAGGUUCCUCAUCUUCAUUAAUACAGUUUAGAUUGCCUGUUUAAAUCGUUUCUUGUCAAAUUUUGCACUCGAGACUGACAAAAGCUCAUGCUGAACGUGAACAUUUUCCUGAAUAUCUUAUUGAAGUAUUGAGCAGUGCACAAUCUUCAUCUCUGCUGCUCUGCCUGUACUCUGUAGCUCUCAUCAGCGGAACGGCAGCCAAGUGAAUGGGGCUACAGUAGGGGAGGAACGUUGUGCUGAUAUGGGCGAAGAGCGCGGCCUACGUACAUACAGCACUUCGGGAUGUCAGAGAGAGUGCGACUCCAUAUUGUCUGCUGACAAAGUUUAGAGCGUCAAAUCAGUGGAUCAAAAUUGAGAUUUACUAACAAAAGGAUCCUAGACCUAGGAUUAUUUCUUUGCUGUCUGUUGUAUAGAUAGUCACCAUGAUCAAUUGAUGUUAAUUCUAAUUGUUGUUGAAAAUUGUAGAAUCUAUGAAAGGAAUUAAAAAUUAAAUUUCUACAAUUUUUUUGAUUUAGACCUAAUUUUUUUUCUUACUCUGUGACUUUGUAGAAUUUUAACGAGUUUAACACAACAACACGUGUGUUAGUGAAUUGUGAAAUUGUUUAUUGAAACAUAGACAUGAUAGAGAUCUGAUCACUAUAUUGGCUUGCCAUUCCCUUCGGGAAACCCAGCAUCACUCAGCUGACGUUGACUUGGAAUUAGGAAGAAAAGUUCACGUUCAUGAAUGAUAAGCCUCUAUACAUGUAAGAAGAAUGAUGGUUGAUAUCUAUGGACUGCCACCGAACACUGACACUGCGAGAUCUGAUGAGUAAAAUGUGUGGUGGACUAACAGUACUACUCGAGAGCUAUAAUAUAAACUGAUGUGAACAAACUUCUAAGCAGACCACAUUAGAACUGACGAUGAGUGGAAGUAGAGUGGACCUAAAAGUUGUGCUCCUGGGGAAGGAGUAUGGUGGAAAGACUAGUCUUGUGGAACGUUAUCUCCAUGACAGAUUUCAUGGGGAUGUGCCGUACCAAAACGUGAGUACUAUAGGAGCUGCCUUUGGAGCCAAGAAGGUUGAUGUAUACGAUAGGACAGUCACAAUGGGUGUAUGGGAUACGGCUGGAUCCGAGAGGUAUGAGGCCAUGAGCAGGAUAUACUACAGAGGGGCGAAGGCUGCCAUCGUUUGUUAUGAUCUAACAGAUGAGCUGAGCUUUGGAAAAGCAAGAUUCUGGGUAGAAGAAUUAUUAAAAAAUGAAGAGCACUGCAAAAUCUAUUUAUGUGGGACCAAAGUUGAUCUUGUACAAGACGACAAGAGGUGUCGGAAAGUUGAUUAUCAUGUAACAACAGAUUAUGCUGAUGAAAUACGUGCCCAGGUCUUUGAAACGUCGAGUAAAACAGGACACAAUAUCAAGGAUCUUUUCUUUAAGAUAGCCAAAGAUUUUGUUGAUGAUCCAAAGAACAAUGAAAAUGGAGAAGAGACCCCAAAUACAUUGAAGCUAUCAGAAAACAGUCACAAGAAAUCCUGUCCCUGUUGACAUCACGAUAAUUCAAGGCCUUUCUACAAUCUUGAUUCAAUCAUCGAUCUUUAUUCAGACAUUUGCCAAGCGAGAAAGUGGAGCAUCCAGAUUUCUUUGCAUCUUGAUUCAGUUGGAGAGCAAUAUCAGAUGAAAAAUGACUGUGAUUAUUCAUGUAAAGCCUGAAAAGACAGAUUCUACUGAUAUUUUGACUUCUUGAUAAAAAUCAAAGGUGGCUUGAGCCAAGACCAAAUCAGCUCAACAGUAUUUGACAGGAGCAGGUACUGUAAUGGCUUAUGUGAGUGUAGUCUACAGCCGGGGAAAUCCAGACCUAUGACUUAUAUUCGUUUUGAAUAUUGAGGGAUUGUGUCAAAUAUACUGAGCUAAGUUAUCAGGUACAGCAUAUUGGCUAUUAACGAGAAGUCUGCAGUGUAGGUAGUUCAGAGUUCAGAACCUAUGUAUUAACCUAUAUGCACUCUGACUGUGUAGGGUUUGUUCCAUUGAACUUUUACCAAAUUUAAUGAGUGGCUCAGUUUCACCGAAAUAUCAUGCCACGAAAUGAGUGAAUCUCAACUGACUCGGCAUUGAUUUUUUUCUAAAGUUCAAGAAAGUUUCUUGCCGUGAAAUCACUCUCAUUUACAAACCGCUAAAGAUUCAUGUCAAGAAAUUUCAGAUUUUGCAGUAUUCUGUCCCGUAUUAACGUAACUUUGUAAGAAUUAUAGUUUAGAAGUAACCAUUAAUCAGUGAUUUUUAUUACCAGAAAAGAAGAUGAUUAUCUUCACUAAUCUUGCCUUGGUGAAAUGUGUUAUUAUUCUGGGUUGUAAAAAGGAAAAUAUGAUAUAAAGUAGCUUGGAGAGGAGACAAUACAACGAGUCAUUUUGGUCGCCUUUGGUCUACUGAUUUCAUGCAUUUACUUACUUAAAUAACAAUGAUAUUAUUCUUUCCCUCCAAACUUUUUUGUUUAUUUUAAUUUAUUUUUACUUGGGUUUUUAUUUUGACAUUGAGUCUAAAAUUAUGGCUUUUCUCCCAUUGAUGAGUGUCUCUAAUUUUGCAGUACCGGUAUGUUGUUUUGAAGUAUGAGCUAAAAAAUUUAAGAUAUUAGGACAUUAAUCAUUCAAAUGUAUUUCAUUAGACAACCUUUUUAAAGACUUAUAUUUCAUAUUACAUGAGCUCACCAUGGUGGACUUUAAUUGAUCCAACAUAUUUAUGUUUGUAUUUUAAUUGAGAUAACGUAAAGCUUGUAUUGAAAUCCCCUCUGCACUAGUUUGGCCAGGUGGGAUUAGACCUCCCUGCAUGGUCACUGUCUGGUGGUUCUCUCAUCAAAUCAGCUCUCAAUUAACAUAGGAAAAGGGGACCAUGGGGGAACCAAUGGUCACGAUUAGGCAUUCUCUGCUGUAUAGAGGGUGCAAGUAGCUAUAAGUAGUGCAGUGGGGAUUUAUGAUGGUGUUAUGAAGUAUAAAUUUUGUGGUACAUAAAAUAAAAAAUGGAACUGGAAUCAAUAUUCAUUGUAUACUGUUCAGAGUCUUCCUGUGCAUGUACAAAUAUUUCUGAAAAUAUCCCAACUGAUCUAAAGAUAUUUAAUGAAAAAGAAAGAAAUUUAAAUCAGUGUAAGAAUUACUUUUUAUUUUGCUGUAGUAGAAAAGAGACUUUAUCUCUGCCAUUUGUACUUUGAAA
Messenger RNA from Strongylocentrotus purpuratus (purple sea urchin), 3217 nucleotides. Its product is annotated as ras-related protein Rab-24. The record is from RefSeq and is a predicted model, not a curated record. Gene Ontology annotation, molecular function: GTPase activity; GTP binding. Bases 947 to 1564 code for a protein of 205 amino acids. The transcript is spliced from 8 exons. Lineage: Eukaryota; Metazoa; Echinodermata; Echinoidea; Camarodonta; Strongylocentrotidae.